AUGGAGACCAAGCCCCCAGCUGUGGUCAUUAUCGCUCGUCAUGGAAUGCGGAUCGACGCGGUUGACAAGGACUGGCACCUUACUUCACCGACUCCCUACGACCCCCCUCUGACAUAUGGCGGAUGGAUGCAAGGGCGUGCCCUGGGCGCUCGCAUUGCAAGUCUGUUGAAAUCGAGAGAAGAAUCCCUGCAUAGUCAUCCUCCGUCGGCAAGCAGCUCGACUACAAAGCUCCAUAGCCCAUCGGAGGUUGCCCCAGAAGACGUGUAUCGCACCUCGCCCAGAAAAGUGCGGAAACACAAGGUUGUUAUUCACUCCUCGCCAUUUUUACGAUGCGUCCAAACUUCUAUCGCAAUCAGUGCUGGCAUGAGCCAGUUCCAACGCACCGAAAAAGAACGACUAGCCGAGGAGAAGCUGCCAACACCGGAUCUAUCGUCAGAGGAAGCGUCGCCUGUAACGACACCGUUUCGAUCACCCACCCCGAAUUUAGCAGAGGCGCUGGCCAAGUUCGGAGACAGGGAUAAGGGAACUAGUCACACACGACGCCGCGGUGUCUUUCCGAAAACACGUCUACGGAUUGAUGCCUUCCUAGGCGAAUGGCUAUCGCCAGACUACUACGACCAAAUCACCCCUCCUCCAGAAUCGGUGAUGAUGGUAAUGGGUGCGAAGGGGGAGCUGUUGAAACGUGGCGAGAGCCUCCAACGGGGAAGUGACGCCGGUAUCCACUCUGUCGCCGGCCACUUUCCUGGUGGAUGGAGAAAUAACUCACAGCCAACAUCGCCAGCCUCUGAAAAUGACGAAGGAAAACUUCAAGGUAUGGCUUCGCUGGCUGAUGCUCUUCCUUCAACGAUCCGCUCGGGGAACGAUGGGCGGCCAGUCAAAGGAAUCACGAUCCGUGACGUAUUAUCCCGAACGCAUUCUCAUUCUCAUGAAGAUCAUUCCGAAGGUUAUAUCCCCCCGACGCCAUCCUAUGCCAUCUCGUCGGCAGACCCCAUCCCCACCGGCUAUGUUUCCCAUGCGAGAGACGCCUGUGUGGAUGUUGAUUACCAGUGGGAUAGCAUGAAAGACCCUCAGAAUUGGGGUGACGGCGGAGAGUACGGCGAAGAGUGGAGUGCAAUGCACAAACGGUUCCGAAAUGGCCUCUUGAGUCUAUUGGAUUGGUAUACCCACGAGAAGCCGCAGGACAGCCAUCACCGCCAUCACCGCCACCAUCACAAUGACGAAGAGACCGAUACGGUGGUAGUUCUGGUUACUCAUGGAGCCGGCUGCAAUGCUCUUAUUGGCGCCAUGACAAGCCAACCAGUCCUCAUAGAUGUGGCCAUGGCGUCCCUUACAAUGGCAGUGCGGAAGGACGUUUUUAGAGCCAGGGAGAUCAACCACGAACCCAGUGAUGAGGGAAACAAUGACCUAGAAGAGCCGCAUUCCUUAUCCGGCACCGACACAUCUGUUCUUGAAGAAUACGAUAUGUCCCUGAUCGCGUCGACGGAGCACCUCGAUGCUACCUCCAACCCUCUUGCUAUUCCUCAACUUCCAAAUCCGGCUCUCGAACGCUCUAGAUCAAUUUCGAUGUACCGACAUCGAGCAGAUGGGCGCCCACUUCUCAUCCCGACUAGCCAUGAAGUGCCGAAGAGAUCGAACCGCGGGGUUGGCUUACAGAGGGCUUCUACGACGAGUUCUUCGCGCCAUAAUCACUCUCGGGGCCGAUCCGGCCUGUGGGGCUCCGCAUCUCAUGAAAUCGACAAUGGAAGUUUCGAAGAAGAGACCAGCCAGAUGCCUGACUUCAGCCAGCCCGGGUCUACGAGCAACAGCUCGAACGAUUCUCGUCCUCAGACAGCAGUUAGCGCAAAGUCGUCAUCUUCAAAGCAACCACAGGAAGUGACCAAAUCUCAAAGAGGGCUCUGGAGCAGUGCCAUCAUCGCGCAGGAACGCGAACCUCCAACGAAACGAAGAUGGACCGUUGGCGAGCGUCGCUAA
Talaromyces rugulosus is the source of this 1971-nucleotide messenger RNA. RefSeq lists its product as uncharacterized. Bases 1 to 1971 code for a protein of 656 amino acids. The record is from RefSeq and is a predicted model, not a curated record. The transcript has 2 exons. Lineage: Eukaryota; Fungi; Ascomycota; Eurotiomycetes; Eurotiales; Trichocomaceae.